Coccinella septempunctata (seven-spotted ladybird) is the source of this 837-nucleotide messenger RNA. RefSeq lists its product as uncharacterized. Bases 1 to 837 code for a protein of 278 amino acids. The record is from RefSeq and is a predicted model, not a curated record. The transcript is spliced from 2 exons. Lineage: Eukaryota; Metazoa; Arthropoda; Insecta; Coleoptera; Coccinellidae.
AUGUCACAAUGUCUACCAUACGGCGGUUUUACGUGGACCGAUACAAAUAUAAAUGUCUUGCAAAUUCCUGAUGAUGCUUCGGAGGGUUAUAUUUUAGAAGUCGAUCUCGAAUAUCCUAGAGAAUUGCAUGAUGUGCACAAAGAUCUUCCAUUCUGUCCAGAACAUUACAACUCUAAAACUCAAACACCUUGUUAUGCAUCUCAUCAAAACGCUAAACUUAUGGCCACAUUACAUCAAAAGAAGAAAUAUGUCAUCCACUACAGAAAUCUGAAGCAAGCAUUGAAAAAUGGAUUGAUUAUAACAAAAAUACAUCGAGUGCUCAAGUUCAAGCAAUCUACAUGGCUCAAGUCUUACAUCGACCUCAAUACGGAUCUGAGAAAGAAUGCCAAAAAUGAGUUCGAGAAGAAUCUCUUUAAACUGAUGAACAAUGCUGUUUUUGGAAAAACGAUGGAGAAUAUUCGGAAAAGGGUUAAUGUCCACCUUCUGACAAAAUGGAAAGGAAGAUAUGGGAUGGAAACUUAUAUCUCCAAACCUGAAUUCAAGAACUGUGUUAUUUUCAAUGAGAACUUGGUAGCUGUUGAAAUGCAAAAGCUGCAGAUCUAUUUAAACAAGCCAAUUUAUGUGGGAAUGAGUAUCUUGGAUUUGGCUAAAACUACUAUUUAUGACUUCCAUUACCACUACAUGAAUGAAGCUUUCAGUGCUGGCUGUACCAUCUUAUAUACUGAUACCGAUUCUCUUAUUUAUGAGGUCUCUGAAGAUCCUUAUAAAAGAAUGAAACUUGACUGUUAUGAAAGAUUUGAUACCUCAGAUUAUCCCAAGAAUAAUACUAAUGAAUAA